GACGAUGGGAACCUUUCUUAAGUAGGUCGAGUUUUCACUGUAUUGGUGGGACGGUGUUGACUGCGACACGCUAACAGCAUCCCCACAUCAUGGCAGAUAAGAGACAGCGGAUGAGAAUCCAGGGCUCCUGGGCAGGGCCGACCAGGAAGCCAGCCCCUGGCCUGCCAGCAGCUACUGGAAGUGGUGGGAGAGCUAGCCUCCCCUGUGUAGUCGGCAGUGCCUGGGGGGGAGCGGAGAGGAAGUUUGAAUUUCAGCAGCCCACACAGGUGAAAAGGAAAGUGCCAGAGGUGAUGAUCAUGGAGAAGGAAGGAGAGUUUGAGAUCAGCCAGGGCCCCUCUGGAGUGUCCAGGCUGCGUCUCAUUCCCUCUUUCCUCCCUAUCAGUGAGGCGGACAGGAUGUUUGCACAACUCUUGGCAGAUCUCCCCUGGUCGCAGAAAUCAAACCUGCUGCACGGAGAGUCCUAUGAGGAGCCCAGGCUGACCUGCUGGUUUGGAGAGCUGCCCUACACCUACUCCCACUCCACCCUGCAGCCCAACACACAGUGGCACCCUGUGUUGACAGAGCUGCGGCAGCGCGUGGAGCUGGCAUUGGGACACUCCUUCAACUCUCUCCUGUGUAACCUGUACCGGGACGGCAAGGACAGCAUCGCCUGGCACAGCGACUCUGAGCCCUCCCUGCGGCCAUGGCCCACCAUCUGCUCCCUCAGCCUCGGGGACACCCGCAACUUCGAGAUGCGCAAGCAGCCUGCUGAGCCCUUGUAUCCUUGGCAGGAAGAAAACGGAGACUACACCUACGUAGAGAGACUCAGAAUCCCUCUCUCUCAUGGGACGCUGCUGCUCAUGGAGGGGGCAGUGCAGGAGGACUGGCAGCACCGGGUGCCCAAAGAAUACCACGACAGGGGGCCUCGGAUAAACCUGACAUUUCGGAUGAUCUACCCUGAGCCGGGACCACGCUGAGGGAAGGGUCUCUCCAGUAUAGUGGAGUCUGUGUCCCACACCCCCGAACACUGUGAUGCCAACCUGAGUUCUGGACAGCCAUUGAGUACACAACUGGCAAGGAAACACAGGGGACUGUGAAUAAACAAUUUAAUUUUUUUUUUUUUUUUGGGACAUGAGCUCUUUCACUUUAUUAUGUUUGUUACUAUUAUUAAACUGUAUGAUACACA
Messenger RNA from Polyodon spathula (Mississippi paddlefish), 1165 nucleotides. It is a transcript of the gene alkbh3, whose product is annotated as alkB homolog 3, alpha-ketoglutarate dependent dioxygenase. Lineage: Eukaryota; Metazoa; Chordata; Actinopteri; Acipenseriformes; Polyodontidae. The transcript is spliced from 10 exons. Bases 90 to 956 code for a protein of 288 amino acids. Gene Ontology annotation, biological process: DNA repair; DNA alkylation repair. Gene Ontology annotation, molecular function: dioxygenase activity. The record is from RefSeq and is a predicted model, not a curated record. Gene Ontology annotation, cellular component: nucleus.